Messenger RNA from Orussus abietinus, 1180 nucleotides. It is a transcript of the gene Vha13, whose product is annotated as V-type proton ATPase subunit G. Gene Ontology annotation, cellular component: vacuolar proton-transporting V-type ATPase complex. The coding region runs from base 73 to 426 and encodes 117 amino acids. The transcript has 4 exons. Lineage: Eukaryota; Metazoa; Arthropoda; Insecta; Hymenoptera; Orussidae. Gene Ontology annotation, molecular function: proton-transporting ATPase activity, rotational mechanism. Gene Ontology annotation, biological process: proton transmembrane transport. The record is from RefSeq and is a predicted model, not a curated record.
AAGCUGGCUAGUCAUAUGAUCGAUUUGUAGGUUCCUGGCUUGGGUCGGCGCUCGGCCAGGUCUCUCGCAAAGAUGGCCAGCCAAACGCAGGGAAUCCAGCAGUUGCUCGCUGCAGAAAAGCGGGCUGCUGAGAAGGUCUCGGAUGCCAGAAAGCGUAAGGCCCGUAGGUUGAAGCAAGCCAAGGAGGAGGCGCAAGAUGAGAUCGAGAAGUACCGGCAGGAACGGGAGAAGCAGUUCCGUGAAUUCGAAGCCAAGCACAUGGGUUCGAAAGAAGACGUAGCUGCCCGUAUCGAGGCAGAUACGCGUGUUAAGAUCGAGGAAAUGAACCGUACUGUGAGCGUUCACAAAGAGGGUGUAAUGCUUAAAAUCCUGGACCUGGUGUAUAACAUCAAGCCGGAGCUGCACAAGAAUUAUCGCGAAGCCUAAGUACCAAUAUGAGGCCUCGCAUAUCCGAAUAUUAUAAAUACUACAUUACAUAUACCAUACAUGUAUAUUAUAUAUUAACCUUCUAUAUAGCAUAUCUUGGAAAUAUGUACUCGUCGUUGUUUUAAAGUAUUUAAGUUGGGAGGGCAGAAAGUUGCUUAGCUUUAGGCGGUGAUACUCAAACGAUUAGAGGCAUUCUAUACGUUGUUGCACGCGGUGUGACUUCAUUCGAGAGUCCCCACGACAAUAAAUGUAAUCGUUUAUGCAUUAGCGACGAGCUUCGUGUCAACGAAUUAAGUGGUUUGAGGAUUACUGUAGUUGCUUCGUAAAGAUGAUAUAUAUCUAUUGAGCGCUUCGUUUUGCGGUGCCAUAGGCCCAGGUACUGUCAAAAUGGAGGUUAGGUACUAAGAUACGGUUGGUAAAUGUUUUUAGGGUGGUGGAUAUCUGAUUGUGUAUCGGUAGCUUUAUCGUAGUAGGUGUCAUUCCAAAUUUCCGUAACAUCGAGGACCUUGAAUAUUACUAUGCCAAAGUGUACAGCCUCUCGGAGCCCCUGGAUUAGCUCCCAUUUAUCAUAGGGGCCUCGCGACGAUGUACCUGUGUUAUACAUCUUAUCGUUGUCACCUUGUAAACAUUGCUACAUUAAAGAAAGUCGGUAGCCCCCGUACCUCACUGCGCAUCCCGUUUCUGUGAGCUGUUUGGCUGUCUGUACAGUAUUAGUGUUCAAAAUAAAAAAAAAACCAUAAAAGCCUAACCAAAA